AUGUGGAGAUGUGAUGGCAAUACAAGAGCCACGACAAUGAAGUAUCUGGCAGGGCCGGUUGAGCGAAACCAUCAUCAUGACUUCCCUGCUGGUGGUACCGUAGGGAACCGUAGGCAUGACCUCAUAAUACAAGAACAUGAAGCCCAUGACACUGCCGCAGAGCUGGAAAUGUUUCAGGCAUUACGACCAAGGUUGCCGCUGGUUCGAGCCCUAGGAAGCAUGCCUUCCGAAAAGCAACCUUGUUGGGACUCUCAGGGGGGUGGAAGGGAAGCACAGAAGCUCUGGGGGCGUCCGCCGCCAAUCAACUUUCACCUACGGUAUAUGGAUUCAGAAUUUGAUUCAAUAGAACGACUAGCUCUAGCUACCUGCACUUUCUACAAGGGUUCUGUUGUGGUGUCCUACCAGACUACUAAGACCUUCUGCAACCAUUGA
Seminavis robusta is the source of this 432-nucleotide messenger RNA. The record is from the annotation of a GenBank genome assembly. NCBI's taxonomy places the organism in Eukaryota, Bacillariophyta, Bacillariophyceae, Naviculales, Naviculaceae.